This is a messenger RNA of Gryllus bimaculatus (two-spotted cricket), 832 nucleotides long. NCBI's taxonomy places the organism in Eukaryota, Metazoa, Arthropoda, Insecta, Orthoptera, Gryllidae. The record is from the annotation of a GenBank genome assembly.
UCAAUCCAUUGAAAACCCAUAUUCUGCAGUACCAACGUAACCAAAACAACAGCUGUACAAUAGACGACACGUGCUCGUCGACACAACGUGUCGAGUACAUAAGUAUUGCAUAGACAAAUAACAGUUGUAGAAAGUUUGUGCGUUAUUUUUAUUGUAGGUGGUCUCAUUUCGCAUUAUUUGGCUUCUGAAUUCAAUCGUCAAUUCAAUUUGAGUUCAUCAAUUUAAUUAGUGUUGUGUUUGCUGUGUGUUAUAACCUUACAAAAUGGCAGCAAAAACCGACAAAAAGUCUACCUCUAUUCUUAGUAGGACAGUGAAUAAUAUAAAAAAACAUCGAAAAGCCAAAAAUUUCAUUAGAGUAGAGCAAAAAGAAAAACCGGAAGUACAACAGAAAGUUAAGAAGACACGUAAAAUUAAAACUGUAAAGAAAAGAGGAAUGAUAUAUGUUGCCCACCUCCCUGCUGGUUUUUAUGAAAAUGAGUUGCAAAACUAUUUCAACCAGUUCGGACGUGUAACAAAUGUUAGAUUAGAGAGAAGCAAGAAGACUGGAAGAAGCAAAGGAUAUGCAUUUGUAGAAUUUGAAUCUUCUGCAGUAGCUAAAAUAGCUGCUGAAACUAUGAACAAUUACAUUAUGUUUAAUAGAAUUUUAAAAGCUGAGUUUGUCACCAGAAAAUACAAUUGCAAGGAAUUUUGGAAGAAGACUGUUGAUGCCAAACAUUAUCCCAAAUCUGAAAGAGUUAAACAGAAUGUUCUUGAUUGGGUAUUGCAUGAUUGGAAGAAAGAACUGUUGCAACUGAACAGCUUAUUUACAAUUUUCUUUACUAAACAAGUUUAA